Messenger RNA from Lagenorhynchus albirostris (white-beaked dolphin), 2354 nucleotides. It is a transcript of the gene GJB2, whose product is annotated as gap junction protein beta 2. Gene Ontology annotation, cellular component: connexin complex. The transcript is spliced from 2 exons. Gene Ontology annotation, biological process: cell communication. The record is from RefSeq and is a predicted model, not a curated record. The coding region runs from base 1269 to 1949 and encodes 226 amino acids. Lineage: Eukaryota; Metazoa; Chordata; Mammalia; Artiodactyla; Delphinidae.
ACCCGUCCUCCAGCUUCCUGAGAGCUGGCCCCUGCGGCCGUCCCCCGGGACUCUCUCGAGAUGUGUGGCGACAGCCGUGUCCCCAUUUGCCCUUUGAGUCGGGGUCGGGAGUAGUGUGCGGCCAGUCACAAUUACAGACACGGGGGGACGGGGGGGGGGCCUGUGGGCCAAAGGGCCACCAUCAGCAGAAGUAAGGACUGUGAAGCUAAGGAGUAAGGGAUCCCUUUUGCCCCUUCUGGAAGCUAGUACUUCACCCAGCAGCCUCCCGACAGGACAAAACAGCUCCUCCGCCCCCGACCCCACCCCCGCAGGUGUGGGCCGGCCAGGAAGGGCGGGGGCCAGCACCCCGCUGCUCACUGUGGAGAGCAGUUUCAUCCCGCUGGGUCGGUCCGCCUCUCCCUAGCCCAUCGGGAUCCAACUUUAAUUUGCUCCUCUUUCUAAAGGAUCUUUAGAACAGGUAGCUGCAGCCCAACCAGGCGCUUUAAACAACAACAAGAGUAUAGGGUUUACUUGGAACUGUCUUCUGCGCAGCCGCUGCUGACUGGACUGGUGUGAGGGGUGCGGGUCCUGCACUGGGCGCUGGCCUCAUUCCAGAUUUUUAGCCAGAUGUACUGAUACACGCCAGACGGUCUGUUUCUGUGAGUGUCCUGUUUCCACUUAGUAAGGGCCAGCGAAGAACUGGAGGGUCUGAUUUCACAAGAGCUUUGAGUACACUGCUAGGGCAGGACGGACCAGGUGCAGAACCUAAGCCCUCCCGGACCGUCUGUAUUUAAGGGUCAGGGCUGAGCCCAGAGCAGACCUUUUCCCAGGGAUGUUUCUCUCUUUCGAGCUGAGCUGGCUGAGCGUUUCACUAGGAUGUCUCAACGCUCGUAGCUCUCCUGCCCUGACCCUUCUCAUGUCUCUGCUGUGGCCUCUGAACGAGGUGGCCUUGGAUGGUUUCAGCCAGACCUCGGUGCCCCCAGCAGCGCCCCAGAGGCAGCAGGGUGAUCAGACUCUCCCCAACCUGUUCAGGAAGCCCAUCGGGAGACAGGACCCGACUUGCUUAGAAUAAGGAGAGCACUAAGCUUUUAAGUAAGAGAAGCUGGAGGACUGAGAACCAGUUUGGAAGGAGUGGACACAUUACUCAUCAGAUUGUGGAGGGUGGGGUCUUGUUUAAAAGAGGCUUGAUUGAGACAGACAGGUGUGACUCUUAAGUAUGUGAAGACUGUUCAUACCCUGGGAUGAAGAGGCCACUGGCUGGUGGAAGCGCAAACUGACCGGACGAGAAGAUGGACUGGGGCACGUUGCAGACGAUCUUGGGGGGCGUGAACAAACACUCCACCAGCAUCGGGAAGAUCUGGCUCACUGUCAUCUUCAUCUUCCGCGUCAUGAUCCUUGUGGUGGCCGCGAAGGAGGUGUGGGGCGAUGAGCAGGCCGACUUCGUGUGCAACACGCUGCAGCCCGGGUGCAAGAACGUGUGCUACGACCACUACUUCCCCGUGUCCCACAUCCGGCUCUGGGCGCUACAGCUCAUCUUCGUGUCCACGCCGGCCCUGCUGGUGGCCAUGCACGUGGCCCACUACAGACACGAGAAGAAAAGGAAAUUCAUGAAGGGAGAGAUAAAGAGUGAAUAUAAGGACAUCGAAGAGAUCAAAAGCCAGAAGGUCCGAAUCGAAGGGUCGCUGUGGUGGACCUACACGGGCAGCAUCUUCUUCCGGGUCAUCUUCGAGGCCGCCUUCAUGUACGUCUUCUACGUCAUGUACGACGGCUUCGCCAUGCAGCGCCUGGUGAAAUGCAACGCGUGGCCCUGCCCUAACACGGUGGACUGCUUCGUGUCCAGGCCAACGGAGAAGACCGUCUUCACGGUUUUCAUGAUCGCCGUGUCUGGAAUUUGCAUCCUGCUUAAUGUCACCGAAUUGUGUUACUUGAUGAUUAGAUAUUGUUCCGGAAAGUCCAAAAAACCAGUGUAACACAGUAGCCAGCUUUAGAUACAAGAGAGCGUGAGAGGAUGGGGCAAUCAGUGCUCAGCUGUGGGGCACGGUCACCCGCGCCACCCAGGUCCAGCGUCUCGUCUUCAAGGCCACCUUUGACCCCCUGUAGAUCUCACGUGCGACCCCAGAUGCCCCCAGAGGCUGCACUCUUGCGAGUGUCCGAGCCUCUGCUGCUCUCCGAAAUCGGUCCGGUGAGGCCCGAGCCAGCGGGGGUGACAGUGCCAACAGUACUUCCCUAUUUCAGACAAAGGAUAUGGCGUUUGUCUUCCUUUCUUUGAGGAAAGGAGAGAAACGCCAGGGCCUGAAGACGAUGCUGAGAAGGUCUGGUUGAUCCCCUUAGGGCUACCUGUGCCAUUUCCCUUGAAUUAAAGGUAAACAUGAGAA